AUGAAGUUCACCUACGCUCUCGCCCUCGCCCUCGCCGGCGCUGCUGUUGCCCUCCCGGCCGCACCUCCCAAGAGCGGCCAAAUCGUCUCUGACCUUGGCCCUGAGGUCCAGCAAACCGUCACCGUCAUUGGCACUGACGCCAAGGAGCUCCUCGUCCAGCUCUCCCCUGAGGUCACUGCCCUCGUUGCCGGUCUCGGCCUCGAAGGUGCCGCUGCCCCUCUUGGCUCCAUCGUCAAGACCGCCGCCAACGUUGGUGACCUUCUCAAGGACCUCAGCCCCAAGACCAAUGACCUCCUGGUCGCCACUGGUGAGGACGGAAGCGCUCUCCUCAUCCAGCUCUCUCCCUCUGUUGCCUCUGCUGUUGGCAGUCUCCUUCCUUCUCUGGCCGCCCCUGUUGCCCAGAUUGUCAGCUCCCUCGGUGACCACGUCAAGCGUUCUGAGGGUACCGGUCAGCUCUUGACCGACGUUGGCAAGAACGUCGACGGUGCUCUGACCAUCGCCGGCCCCGAGGCUACCACUCUCCUCCUCCAGCUCUCCCCUGAGCUCACUGCUCUUGUCAGCGGUCUCGGUCUCCCCCCCGUCGGUGCCCUCGUUGGUGGUGUUGUUGCCUCUGCCAGCUCUAUCGGUGGCCUCCUCACCGACCUUGGCCCCAAGGUUGACGGUCUCCUCGUUGUUGUCGAGCACGGUACCCAGUACCUGCUCGUCUCCCUGUCGCCUGCCGUCGCUGGCCUCCUCUCUGGCCUUGGCCUCCCUGCCCUCGGAAUCCCCGUCGGAACCAUCGUUGACUCCGUCGCUGCCAACCUCUAA
Talaromyces rugulosus is the source of this 807-nucleotide messenger RNA. RefSeq lists its product as uncharacterized. The transcript has a single exon. Lineage: Eukaryota; Fungi; Ascomycota; Eurotiomycetes; Eurotiales; Trichocomaceae. Bases 1 to 807 code for a protein of 268 amino acids. The record is from RefSeq and is a predicted model, not a curated record.